AUGGCUUACGAAGCUCAAGCUGCUGUUAUUCCAGAUUGCAGACCCGAGUUGAAACCGUACAUUGGUCAGGUGUUUGAAACAUUAGACUAUGGAAUUUCCUUUUAUGAAGCAUAUGCCAACGAUUGCCGGUUCGAUACUCGAAGAUUUGGACACAAAUACGCAAAUGGUGUCAAAACGUGGCAGACCAUUGUGUGCAGCAGGCAAGGUGAAAAGUUGGAUGUCGACGAAGAGGGGAGUUAUACCAAACAUAGACGCCGUUCUAGCAGAUGUCAAUGCAAUGCGAAACUUACGUUGAAGUAUAUAACCGAUUCCGGCAGUCCUCGAUAUGUUGUCAGCAACUUUGUAGACCAACACAAUCAUGUUAUGGUCGAUACAAAGCACGUCCGAUACAUGAAAUCCAACCGUAACCUUGGGGAUAUCCAUUACAAAUUCCUGCAGGACUGCACAAAGGCCAACAUUGGACCUACACAGACUUUCAAUUUAUUGAAGGAGUUCCUGGGUGGCUAUGAUGCUGUGGGUUGCACCGUUACUGAUUUACGGAACAGCAAGCGCGACAUAUUGCAAGAAAUGAAAGGCGCUGAUGUCCAGAUGAUUUUAAAUCAAAUGGAGGAGAAGAAGAACACUAGUGACGGUUUCCAUUACAAAUUCCAGCAAGGUAGUGAUGGAAAGCUACUUAGUCUUUUUUGGUGUGACGCUGUGUCGCGAAAGAACUACAAGAUGUUCGGUGACAUUGUAUCAUUUGAUACUACGUACUCAACAAACAGGUAUUGCAUGGUGUUUGGGCCAUUCACUGGAAAAGACAACCACGGAUGCCCUGUUACAGUAAAUCCAAGCAAUGACGAUGAAAUUGUUGCAUUAUUCGAUGGAAUGGAAGAACUUAGUCAAAAACUCUUUGGGGAUACAGUACCUUCAGUGUCUUCGAUGGAUAAAGCACAGAGGAUUGAGAAUCUGUACGGGGCAUCUCGACCGAGUGUUGUUAACGUGCACCCUCCCAAUGUAGUGAGUACAAAGGGAUCUGGCAGCAGUUCUGGAAAGAGAAUUGCAUCAGCAACUGAGAAGGCUAUCAUACUACAGAAUAAACCUAAGAGGCGAUGUGCAAAGUGUCGAGAAAUGGGCCAUCACGAUGCAAGGAAUUGUGGUAGGGAGAAAGGAAAAGCCAAAAUGUAG
Salvia splendens (bonfire salvia) is the source of this 1167-nucleotide messenger RNA. Its product is annotated as protein FAR1-RELATED SEQUENCE 5-like. The record is from RefSeq and is a predicted model, not a curated record. The transcript has 4 exons. The coding region runs from base 1 to 1167 and encodes 388 amino acids. NCBI's taxonomy places the organism in Eukaryota, Viridiplantae, Streptophyta, Magnoliopsida, Lamiales, Lamiaceae.